AUGAUUGCCCCUCGCAGUGCUUGCGCCAGUUCUCUCUGGCGGUCUCGUGCCCGUUUAUUUCCUCUUCCAUGGGUGCCGACGUCGGCCCGAUAUAUCUCGAUUCAAACCCGCCCGACCCCAGACUCUCCUUUUUACCCAUCUCAAGCCAGUAGCUCGACAUCCCAACUAUUAUACAAUGUCUCCUCUGGAAGGCCACCUUCAUCUGCCUCAUUCUCAACUUCGCCGCUUCUCUCGGAAUCGGAUUGGGACCAUAACCCAAACCUAUCUAUCUCCAACUUCUCGGAGCUCCCUUCAAAGGACUUCGGUGUCAACCAACACAUGAUCAUAAACCAGGAAUUCAAAGAGGCACUACGGCAGAUUCUUUGGCAAUUCAGAGCACCAAUCCGAUAUGCAUUUGCGUAUGGUUCUGGUGUGUUUACACAGACCGGCGCAGCCUCCGGGGGCUCAACCCACCCAUCGGCACCGGCCGCCAUUCAGAAAAUGCAACAAGGAUCCGGGAAAAUGAUUGAUUUCAUCUUUGGAGUCUCCUAUUCACAACACUGGCAUGAUCUCAAUCUUCACCAGCACCGUGAUCAUUACUCCGGCCUAGGCUCGCUGGGAUCCUAUGUGGUCUCGCAGGUACAGGACCAAUUUGGGGCCGGUGUAUAUUUCAACACCCACAUCACCGUGAAUGGGACCCUUAUCAAGUACGGUGUGGUCAACUUGGAUACAUUGUGCACAGACCUUUUACAAUGGAACACAUUAUAUCUUGCCGGCCGUUUGCAUAAGCCAGUCAAGAUUCUACGUGAUCACCCCAAGGUGCGACUCGCGAACCAGAUGAACUUGCUGUCUGCUUUGCGAGUGGCAUUGCUCCUACUCCCCGAGCGGUUCAGCGAGUUUGAACUGUACAGCACUAUCGCAGGUAUCAGCUAUAUGGGCGAUCUGCGGAUGGUACUCCCCACGGAAGACCCUGGCAAGGUGCGCAACAUCGUGUCCGGGCAGAUGGCCCACUUCCGACGCCUUUAUGCUCCGCUCAUUAGCAAUCUCCCCAACGUCACCUUCCAAGACCCGCGCUGCAGCCAGAACGACUGGAUUGACGAUCCGGAUUCUAUCUUGGCAAUGGUGCAGGACAUGGAUCCGGUUAAGCGCGGAAACAUGGUUCGACGUCUUCCGGAGUCUUUCAGACAGAAGCUUUACUUCCAGUAUCAGUCCCGCUUUGCUAUUCCUCGGGCUGAGUUCAAUAAGAUGAUGGAGGAGAAUGACGAUAGCAAGCAAGAGGUCGUUCGGCGUCCCCAAGGAGGUCCCUUUGAACGCCGCAUUGCAGACGAUACUCACCUCCAAGAGGAGGUUUCAGCAUCAAUUUCGAAGACCAUCCGCUGGCCCAGUACUGUCCAAACCAUCAAGGGCACACUGACUGCCGGUGUAGGCAAGAGCGUAACGUAUUUGAAGGAAAAGCGUGACAAGCACAGGAAGGCACAGGCUCACAAGGCACAAUUGACCGAAAAGACACAGAGGUCUGAGAAGACUGAGACGGUUGAGAAGACCGAGGAGAAGAAAGAUUAG
Molecule: messenger RNA, 1542 nt
Organism: Penicillium cataractarum
Lineage: Eukaryota; Fungi; Ascomycota; Eurotiomycetes; Eurotiales; Aspergillaceae
Product: phosphatidate cytidylyltransferase
Exons: 1
Coding region: 1-1542 (513 amino acids)
Biological process (GO): cardiolipin biosynthetic process; CDP-diacylglycerol biosynthetic process
Cellular component (GO): mitochondrion
Molecular function (GO): phosphatidate cytidylyltransferase activity
Source: RefSeq, a predicted model, not a curated record